GGUCAACACGCUACACGUUUAUUAAGCACAUUUUCAUCCACUCUUAUUUUCUACUGUCAGUAUUAACACCUUGCUUUACAUAUAUUUAAACUUCGUUUAAAGUAAAUUGUUAUAAAUUAGUGCCUUAAGUGCAACACAACAGACUACUCGUGCCAGCUUAAAUAAAUCAAUAAUAGAUAUGCUACAAGUGGUCUCAAUUUAGUGCAUUCAACUGUGUUCCUAACUAAAUAAUAACGCGUGACUUGGACAGCUUGGGGUCAUUCUUUGUCUACCUUGGUCUUCGAAAACGUGCAUUUUUUCUUUGUUACUUAAUUACCUAAAAUCCGAAUACAUUGCCAAAAAUCAGGUGCAGCUUUACCAUUUUUGUGAAUUUUUUAUCAAACCAUGGAUUGUAAGGAUUUCUCGAGAACAUUUUACAAUAAUUUCGCACGAGGUUAACUGAAAGAGUUCGUAAAAAUUUCAACAAAAACAAUAAUUGUUUGUCAGGAUUUCUAUUUUCGAAAGUGUUAUUAAGGUAUCUCAGAUUUCGAAUAGUCAUCAUCUCACUGCAUGAAAAUGGAGCAACUAUUGUCCGAUUUUUCCAUCUACAUUUGUGCCACUCUGACUCCGCUUCUGACCGCUGUGAUUGCCACCAAGACUUUUUUAAGAUUCUACGAUCAGAUUAUUUCCGGUGUGAGAAUAUGCAUUUUCAGACAAUUGAAGACACACAUUGAAGAUUGGAUACUGGUUUUAUUCACCACUUUUUGGCUCGUCUUUGUCAGCCAGCCAUACGCACUUUGCGUCCUUUGGAGAUGGUCGGUCAAAUGGUACAUGAAAAUUUGCUACGGCGAACUCGGCGACAUUACAACCGGAGCUGAUUCGACAGGAUCCUUGGACACGCCAGAAUCUCGUCAAAUUAUAAAAUCGCUCAAAGUUCUCCGAGGCAAGUGUGACAUUGCAGAAUUGAGAAAAAGGGUGGAGCAAACGGCUCGCAAAAUUAAUCCUGCAACAGGAAAAUUGGCACAUCCCAAAUUCCACCAGUAUUUGGAAAUCAGAGGAGGUUUUUAUUGCUGGCGACCUUCAAAACCGUUGGACAUCAACCACCACGUCCGUUUUGCCGAAGGGCUUGACGAAUCCAGCAAAUCCAUCGGGGAAACCGAACUCUUGGACAUUGUGUCAAAAUACUCAAAUACGGAAUUUCAAGAGGGGAGAAGUCUCUGGGAAAUAAUCGUGAUCCCAAAACUUCAUUACGAACAUGAAGAAGGCAAUGUGGAAAAUGCGGAUGAGAAAUUCGCCAUUCUCGUCCGAAUCAGUCACGGUCUGGGGGACGGGUUUUCAUUUUUAAAACUGGUCAUGCGAGACAUGGCGGGUGCGAAUCAGGAGGACUACGUCCCACCCCACAGACUACCAGAAAAUCCAUGGCUCAAAAAGAUCUGUAUCUGGUUGUACCUCUUCUUCAAAACUCCGAGAGCUUUUUACAGCGAGUUGAUCUUCAUGGACGAUAAUCCUCUUCACAAUCCAGACUUGGUUCUAAGUGGGGAGAAAGUUCACGCCUGGGCGAAACCCGUAAAUGUCAAGUGGCUCAAGAAACUCAAAACCAGGCUGGGAUGCGGAAUGAAUACCAUUUUAUUAAACACCUUGAGUUCUGCUUGUCGUCGGUACAUGAUAAGUCGGGGCGUCGCGGAGUCCGACCUCCCCAAGAACAUCCACACCAUAAUUCCAGUACCUGCCCCCAACCACCCGAGUGACCAGAUCGUCAACAAGUUCUCCAUCGUCUAUCUCCCACUGGAGUUGCAAAAGUCAAAAACGGUGGAACGAUGUCGUGAAAUUGAGAAGCAGAACCGAAUAAUGAGCAUGUCCCCACAUUGCUACCUCAACCUCUUUCUCAUGGAUUUGCUCUGCGUGUUCAACGUGGCUUUCUCGAGGUGGUUGAUAGUCAAUAAGCAGUGCACCUUGGUCAUUUCUAAUCUACCAGGGCCAACUAAACCCAUUACAAUCUGGGGCUAUCCUAUGGUCGAUACGAUGUUUUGGCUGCCGAAUGUGGGCAGUUCAGGGGUUUCCGUCUCGUUCUUGUCGUACGGAGAGAAAAUGAGAUUUGGAAUUGCCGUGGAUGCCGGAGUCGUUCCCGAGAGGAAAGAAGGGGCCGAGUUAAUCUUGAAAUGGAUGAUUGAUGACUUAAAGGCCCUCGCCGCCUCGAUAAAUCUCUCCUCCGAUGAGGCCACCAUGUUCAUCGACCUUGCUGUUGAAAGUGGUCGAGGACAGUCUCAAGUGAUGGGAAAAAAGGACAGGGACGAAAUUGGAUCAGAAGAUUGCGGGUAUGGUGGAGAACCGUCGGAUAUUUCGUCACAGGAUGACGUUUCCUCGCAGGAUGACACCGACGAAGAUUUAGAGGAGCAACUAACCAUCAAACUGGAGGAGGAAAGUGUGGGUUUCAAGAAGAAAGGAGUUUUGCAUUCCGAGAGUAAGAAUAAUAAUGAAAAGGAAGACGAUUCUUCGGAGAAGGAUUUGGUGGAUAAGCGAUUUAUGAUGAGCCAGUCUCUUCCCGUUGUAAAAUCACAGCCUGUUGGGAAACGCAAAGGUGGAGGAGGGGCACGCCAUCGAAAUAACUUGUCGAAAGCUUCAAAAUGUUGAGGAUGGCCCCAUAUUUUAUCGUAAAUUGUUUGGUGCAUGUCUUUAACAUGAUAUUAUAUUAAUUAUUUAAUUAUACUGUUAAUUUACUAAUUUUAAUAUAUAUUCCAACGUCAAAUCGCUCAUCGCAUAUAUCAUAAUAUCGUAUUAGCAUUUUUGAUGCAAGUAAUUUUUAGUUAAUAUAAAAACAUUUGUGAUAUGAUAAUUAUAAGUCAAUGAAAAAUAUGCACAUGGGAAAUAAAAUAGAGAGCAAACACUCAAUAA
Molecule: messenger RNA, 2871 nt
Organism: Folsomia candida
Lineage: Eukaryota; Metazoa; Arthropoda; Collembola; Entomobryomorpha; Isotomidae
Exons: 8
Coding region: 550-2610 (686 amino acids)
Biological process (GO): triglyceride biosynthetic process
Cellular component (GO): plasma membrane
Molecular function (GO): long-chain-alcohol O-fatty-acyltransferase activity; diacylglycerol O-acyltransferase activity
Source: RefSeq, a predicted model, not a curated record